AUGCACCUCCAUCCUCCCUCCCUCUCCCUCCUCGUCCUCCUGGUUGCCGGGGCGGCCGUGGUGUGCGUUGCCGUGACGACGACCACGACGCUGCACGCCUUCCGAGGCUGCGCGGUGCGAGAGUUCUCCUUCGUGGCCCAGAAGCCCGGCUGCAGGGGGCUGCGCAUCACCACCGAGGCCUGCUGGGGGCGCUGCCACACCUGGGAGAAGCCCGUCCCAGAUCCUCCCUACAUCCACCGUCACCACCGGGUCUGCACCUACAGCAGAACCAGACACAUGACGGCCCGCCUGCCCGGCUGCCAGCCCUCCAUCUCCCCGCUCUACCACUAUCCCAUGGCGCUGCACUGCCACUGCGCUGUCUGCUCCACGCAGGACACCGAGUGUGAGACCUUCUGAUGGACCGAACCGAACCGAACCGGACUGGACCUGCAAACUAUCUUAUCAACAGUGACAUGAAUGACACUUAAUAAAAUGAUGAAAGCAAGACGUCUGAUGUGGGGUGAAGCAUGUGGAGUGAAGUAUUAGUCAGAUGUUUAUAUUCAGGAACAGAAGAAACGAUGCUGAAUCUACUAAGUUACACAUUUAUAAACCAAAGACUGUGUCUGUAGUUACUCAUCUGUAUGUAAAAAGAAAAAUUAUGCUUCAAAA
Stegastes partitus (bicolor damselfish) is the source of this 648-nucleotide messenger RNA. Its product is annotated as glycoprotein hormone beta-5-like. The record is from RefSeq and is a predicted model, not a curated record. Gene Ontology annotation, cellular component: cytoplasm; extracellular region. The transcript has 2 exons. Gene Ontology annotation, biological process: regulation of thyroid hormone receptor signaling pathway; G protein-coupled receptor signaling pathway. Gene Ontology annotation, molecular function: hormone activity. The coding region runs from base 1 to 396 and encodes 131 amino acids. Lineage: Eukaryota; Metazoa; Chordata; Actinopteri; Pomacentridae.